UCACUGAUGGAUGAUUGUUCUCCACAGAGGAGGCCGAGAUGAUUCUGCGUGAGUUUCGUCAGGAUGUGGAUAACGCCACGCUCCAGAAAGCCGAUCUGGAGAAGCGGAUCGAGCAGCUGGUGGCGGAGAUCGAGUUCCUGAAGAAACUGCAUGAUGAAGAGGUGGCUGACCUUCUGAAGCAGAUCGAGGACUCCAAGGUGACGGUGGAGCUGGACUCGGACAGACCCGAUCUGGCUGCAUACCUGAGAAACAUGCGUGCAGAGAUCGAGAGCGUCGCCGCUCGUAAUGUCCAGGAGGCCGAGAAGUGGUACAAGGGCAAGUUCGACACGCUGAAGGAGCAGGCCAACAAACAUGAAGACCAGAUGAAGAGCAAGAAGGACGAGAUCCUGACCUUCCACAACCAGGUGACAGAGCUGCAGAACCAGAUCGACGGUCUGCGGGCGCGUAACGGUGCGCUGGAGACGCAGCUGGAGGACAUGGAGGCGGCUCACCUGGAGAAGGUGUCCGCUCUGGAGGCAGUCAUUGCUCAGCUGGAGAACCAGCUCUGCGAGACCAGGAUGGAGAUGGGGAAAUACAUGGCGGACUAUCAGGAGCUGCUGCACAUCAAGCUGAAGCUGGACGCUGAGAUCGCCACCUACAGGACACUGCUGGAGGGAGAAGAGCAGCGCCUCGGCAUCGCCAUCACUGAAGUGAGCGAGAGCAGCUCUGUGUCCCGCAGUGUGGAGACUCACAGCACCACCAUCGCCUGAGGGAGAAACACACAACCGUCUGCUAGAACACAACCCGUGUCACUGAAUGAAGCUGGAUUUCACUGCACACUUGUCAACUUUAUGCUUCAUCAUGAGUCCUCAGUUUUUCUGAACUGAUGAAAUUAGAAACGCUAGUGUUUUUGACCCGCACGUCUUUCAGAGUCUUCAUUAAAUGCAUGAUGCAAAAAUUACA
This is a messenger RNA of Danio rerio (zebrafish), 942 nucleotides long. NCBI's taxonomy places the organism in Eukaryota, Metazoa, Chordata, Actinopteri, Cypriniformes, Danionidae. The record is from RefSeq and is a predicted model, not a curated record.